GAAGCUAUUAAUGUCAAUAUCACAAUUUUAGGCUAUAUUAUUCUGAAAUAAUGAGUUGUUUUAUAAAUCCAAACCGAUUCAAAUAUUUGGAUAUUCCUGUGAUAAAAAAAUCUUUAUUCUAUUUUCAAACUAAAAAGACUACCAGAUAUAAACCUCUCAGAAAUUUUUGUACACACGAUAAACGUGACGAAAAGGAUAGUUUUAUACCAUUUCUUCAGAGGAUAAAUCUAAAACGUUCAGAAGCUAAACGUAGUAUCGUAGUACAAGUACAAUCACCACAAUCUUUCAAAGAAUUAUGGUCGUUUUGCAAUUCUAUAGGACACGUUAAAUGUAUGUUGCAUUAUUCAAUCGGUAUUGAACCAAUGCAUUUUAUUAUUGUCGAAUUUGAUAAAGAAACAGACAUCGAGAAUAUAAUGAAGUCUGGUAUUUAUGCAAAUAGGAGUGUAGGAAUGCCAACAAAAUCUCAUUUUUUAUGGUUUAAAGCGCCGAAUAAAAAAAGUUCUAUAUUAAAAGAGAUUAAGAAAACUAUCCAUUUAUCAACAGAAUUCGGAACUAGGAUAAAAGAUGAAGAAGAAAUAAGAAUGACAUUAAUUAAAUCUUUGAACAUUUCAGAUCAGAUAAAGACUUUAUAUGACAUCACUAAAUUAAAUGAUAUUGGAACUCGUUUGAGAUAUUUAACUGCCUUACAAAUAGAAGACUCUUUAAGGGGAAUGUUUCCUCAUGCUAUUGCUUAUCCUUUUGGAUCGAGUGUGAAUGGUUAUGGCAAAAUGGGAUGUGAUCUAGAUCUGUUUUUAAGACUUGCUGAUGAUAAGAUAGACGAAAAUGGUCGAUUAGUUUUCCACUGCAAACCCUUAAAUGGAUCGGAUAGAUCGACAACACAGAGAUGCAUGGAAACGAUCGGCGAUAUAAUCCACAACUUUUUACCGGGAUGCGGACAAGUUCGAAGGAUCUUGCAAGCGAGAGUACCGAUAAUUAAGUACCACCAACAAUUAACCGAUGUCGAAUGUGAUAUAUCGAUGUCAAAUAUGUCUGGCGUACACAUGUCGGAUUUUCUUUACAUUAUGGGAGAAUUAGACGAACGCGUACGACCGUUGAUAUUCGCUAUCAGAAAAUGGGCGAAAGCUAAAGGAAUUACGAAUUCUUCUCCCGGUAGAUGGAUUUCUAAUUUUGCUCUAACUUUACUUGUUAUUGCGUUCCUACAAAAUCCCUCCGAAGGAAGACAACCGAUUUUACCAUCUCUGAAUAAACUGACGGAAUUGGCGGGUGCGAACGACCGGUUCCUAUUAGAAGACGGUACAGACGUUUCUUUUUUAAGAGACGUUCGUAAAUACAAACAACAAAUCGAAAAUCGCGAUUCUUUGGAACAACUCGUACGACAAUUUUACGAACAUUACGCUCAAUUCGAUUUCGAAAAAAAGGCGGUGUGUUUGAACGAAACGGUAGACGUAUCGAAACCGGAAUUUAGUCCCAUUUAUAUAAUAAAUCCGCUAGAAAGAGGAUUGAACGUAAGUAAAAACGUUAGUACGGAAGAAGUGAUUCGAUUCCAACGAGAAGUUCGAAACGCCGCUUGGAUUCUAGAAUCGCAAGAAUCCAAAUCAGACGAUUGGGGAUUAUUAUCGUUGUUAUACGAUAAUUCCUCUAAAAUCGUUAAUCGAACUAAACCUGGACGAUUAGUGGAAGUUCGUAGUUUAUUCGAUAAGGAAGCUGAAAUGGAAAGAAGAGGUCGAAGUAAGGUAAUUAAUAAACGUCGGUAACGUAUUUUUUGAAUAAAUUUUUUUCAAAUUA
This is a messenger RNA of Diorhabda carinulata, 1785 nucleotides long. RefSeq names its product poly(A) RNA polymerase, mitochondrial (gene MTPAP). The record is from RefSeq and is a predicted model, not a curated record. The transcript has 7 exons. Gene Ontology annotation, molecular function: poly(A) RNA polymerase activity. The coding region runs from base 51 to 1754 and encodes 567 amino acids. NCBI's taxonomy places the organism in Eukaryota, Metazoa, Arthropoda, Insecta, Coleoptera, Chrysomelidae. Gene Ontology annotation, biological process: mitochondrial mRNA polyadenylation.